GGUGGGCGGUUUAACCGUUGCUCUCGCGGCUCCGACGCCAUUUUGUUCUCGCUACUUCAGGCCGGGCAGCCGGCCGGGCCGGGCUCCAUGGUGCCGUCGCUGGCCUGAGGGGACUGCUGGCCCGCCGCACUAUGGAGCCCUGCCUGAGAGGAGACCGCGACGCCGCUAGGAGAUCCCGAGCUUCCGCAGGCAGCAGCUGGAUUCCGGUGCCGGAGAAGCGGCCGGGCCGCGGGGAGCGCUGAGGAGCUCCGCUAUGGAGCCGAGGAAGCGGGAGCAGGCGAGCCCCGGGCUCGGCCAGGCUAGCUCCUGGUUAGGACUCACCUGGCUGAAGCUCGGCCCCUGUCCCCCGGCUCCCGCCGUGGCGGCCCAGCCCCAGCUUAGCGCCCCCUUCUCCUGGCUGCGGCUCGUCUCGCAGCUGCUUUCCCCACUGCCCGGUCUCCUCCACCGGCUGCUGCCCGGGCAGGGGCUGAGCAGCGCCCUGUGCCCGGCGGCGGGGGAGCCUCCCGCGGGGGGAUCUCAGGCCGCGCCUCUUCUGCUGCUCUCCGAGGCCGCCGCUUCACUGAGUUGGGCCGACGGGGAGCUGCGCUGGCCGGACAACGCCCCGGAGAUGCGCCGGAAGAGCAGCCUGGAGCCUGCCCAGCCGCUGUGGGGAGCUGGGCUGGUGCGGACCGGCCUGGCCCCGCUCAGUGUCCGGCAAGUGGACCUGGUCUCCUACGUGCUGGGCCCCGGCGGCAGUCCGGGGUCCGGCUACGGCCAAGCCUGCUGCACCGACAAGAGCCACCUGCCCCAGCCCUUGAGCACCGAGCUCCCCGCGGACGGCUGGCGGGGACCCCCAUCCCGGGAGGGGCUCCCGGAAAUCCAGCACCUCCGCACCAAGCGCCUGGAGUUCCUCCAGCAGCAACAGCUGGCGACUAAUUGCUUGCCCGUGCCUGAACCGGACCACGGCUACCACAGCCUGGAGGAGGAACAGCAGCACAGGGGUAACAACCAAGAGGAUCUAAAGCAGAAGUGUGAUGCCUGGGAGCUGAGAUGCCCCGAGGAACUGCCUGAGCACAGCAUAGUGGGGCAAGCUGGAGAGAGCCCCCUAGAACAGGAAGUAUGGAGUCCUGAGGAGGAGGCAGCUGAGGAAGAGACCCUCUCGGAAGAGGAUGAAGAUGAGGAUUCUGAUAUCGAGCAAGACCUGCCAGUGUCAUCCAGGCCUGCCUGCGCUAACAAACUGAUAGACUACAUUAUCAGGGGCAGUUCCAGUGGAGAGGAAAGUUCAGAGGGUGAGGAAGACUGGGAUGGGGAUGAUGAUGAUGGGUUUGAUAGCGAGGGGUCCCUCUCAGAUUCAGACUCUACUAGCCAGGAUAGUGAGAGCCAGCACCUCUGGAACUCCUUCUGCAGUUUGGAUCCUUAUAACCCUCAGAACUUUACAGCUGCCAUUCGAACUGCUGUUAAUAAUUCAGAGAAAGAUUUGUCUGGUGAGUCAUAUGUAGAGGAGGAUUCUUCAUGGGCCGAAAGCCUUCCUGGCUCUCCUGCCCUCAGCUCUGAAGAGGAUGAGGAAUGGGAGUGUAAUAGUGCAGAUGAGGAAGAUAAUUUGGAACUUUGGAACUCAUUCUGUAACUCAGAUGAUCCCUAUAACCCUUUCAAUUUCAAGGCACCCUUUCAAACUGCAAAAAAGAAAGGGAAGCAGGACUUAGAAGGAGCAUCAGGGCUGUGUCUGGUCAGCUCUCAGAGCAAUCUCUUAUUCACCUGUCAGGUGCAGCUGCUGGAGAACCAUAACUGUGGGGUCACAGAUAUUGUGCAGCAUGGCAUUCUUUUUGGAGAGAAACAUACAAAUACCAAGAGAAAAAAGGUAACAUUCCUUGAAGAAGUUACUGAGUAUUAUGUAAGCAGUGAAGAAGAUCGGAAAGGACCCUGGGAAGAACUUGCACGGGAUGGAUGCAGGUUCCAGAAACGAAUUCAAGAAACUGAAGAUGCUAUUGGAUACUGCUUAACCAUAGAGCAUAGACAGAGGAUAUUUAAUAGACUCCAGGAAAUAUACUAUAAAAUGCUUGAUGUUUUCUAGCCCCCUAAAUUUGGUAGCCCUGUUACCCUACUGUUCCUAUAACAGGGAGCUAAGCAUAACUUUAAUACUGUUUCCAAAUUUAAUGUUCAGCCAAUAAAAUAGACCUAAUUAUGUCCAGAUUUGAUAUGGAAACAAAAAAUACCUUGGUCACUUGAAGAAUAAGAGUGAUAUAAGUGUAUUACUCUUAAAGUAGUUCGUAUCUCAGCUGUUUAGGUAAAAUCCAGCCCAUAAAUGCCUUUUGUACACACCAUCCAUCGCUACUACCAAUUGGAUGGUUUAGUGAGGUCCUCGGAUCGGCCCUGCCAGGAUCAGACAUGGCCCUGGUGGAGUGCCGAGAAGAUGGUUGAACUUGACUAUCUAGGGGAAGUAAAAGUUGUAACAAGGUUUCCAUAGGUGAACUUAAUGAAGGAUCAUUAACGGGGUGCAUGGGGAGAGACAGGACCGGUCUGGGCAACCAACCCUGGACCAGGGGGACAGAACUCAAUGCAGGUGUGUGUCCCCUGAGGUCACACGGAGCUGGCUGGCGGGUGCCAGGCACCACUCCAUGUGCCGUCCGUCACUGCCUGCCUACCUUGUAGGUUGGAAGUGGAGGGGGCACCCCAGAGGGAUUGGAACAGUUUCUCUCACCCAGGAGCUAGGUGCCUAGUGCUCUCUGUGAGCUUCGCGGCCCAGGGAAGGCGGUGGUUCAAAGACUUGUGUGGCUUGCGGUGGGCCGUGGCCGCCCAUGGGCGGGGCCGGGGAGGAUGGAAGAGGGACUGCCAAGGAGGCAAGGAUGUCUGAGGAUGCCCAUUCUACCCACCUCCAUCCCCCUGAUCCAUGAGAAGUCCAGGGCGGAGAGGGGCUACCCUGCCUCCCUCUCUGCAGUGUCUCUGUGUGCCUCUGUCUGCCAUAUGUAGGAGAAGGGUGGCAAUUAAUUUGGAAUUUUGCACUUUUGGAAAAAGAGUCUGAAAUAUUUAUAGGGUUCAAAACCCAACGAUUGCAGUUCUGAUUUAAAGUUUGAAUAGGUAGUUGAAGCAGUUCAGUUGUCUGUCUUUUUCCCAACUUCUGUAAAACAAAUUUGUUAUUUUGCCUAAUUGUAUUAGUUAACAGUGCUCUGUCUCAAGAAUUCAGUUUUGUUUAUCAGGUUUUUUCUUUGUUACAUAACACCUUUGAUUAUGUAUUUAAAUAUUUUGAUCUAAAGCUGGAUUUCAGGAGAGCUGAAAAAACUACCAGUGCUGCUACUCUUGUGUUUUCUAAAUAUAAAAUUCUUGCCUGCUACUUAUCAAAGCUAGUUGUGCAGUAGGUCCAGGUUCUUUCAGAAUUCUGGAAAGCUCUGUUACCCUGAUCUGUAUAUGCAAGAUGUAGUACAUGUACUGAUGUUGAGGGUGACAGUCUGAGCCUAGGCUGUAUCAUGGGCAGUCAACUGCUGGUUAUGCUUUAGUUUUCACUUUAACAGCUUAUGGCAUUUCACCCGCAAAGGACAGUGAAAAGUGGAAUUCUACAUCAGGUUUUUGGCCUUUUGAACCAACUCAACAAGCUCUAAAGCUACACCCAAGUACAUACUUUCUUUACAGAAAACCAGUAUUAAUACCACCCUGCCUCAGCACUUUCACUUAACUGAUAGUAUAACACCAUAUACAUGGAAGCUGACAGUUAAGAUGUCUCUCAUUGAAGAAAAAUGCAUUCUUUAGUUGCAUUCUAAGUUUACUAUUUCAACCAGAAGCUAUUUAUUGUUUUAAACUAGUAGUAACCUUCCUUUAUUUGAAUGAAGUUGAAUAUUGCUCAAAAAGACAGUAAGAUAUACUGUCUUCAUGUAAAAUUAAAGGUCUACUUUAUUGUAGAGCUUGUCUGACAAACUUGAAUGGCCAGAAAAUUGGCUAUACAAAAACUAUACACCAACCAUGGUUUGGGUUUUUUUAAUCCCUGUUGAGCCAGCAUGAAUUGGAUUGCCUUUUCCUGCAAAUUGUCUUAAAUUAGUGUGUUCCAGUGAAAUCCUUUUGAAUCCUCCCUUUUUUUGGCCAUUUCAGCUUCUAGCAAUUCAAGAAAUGAUCUCAGGUCAAAUUAAAACCCAAAAUUGGGUUAUGUAAAAACUUACAAAACAUAAAGCCGGUAGAACUGCUUCCAUGAUUUAAAAAAAAAAUUCCAAUGGUAACAACUCUUAAAACACCAGUUUCCCUUCAGUGCUUGCAAGCCAAACAGUGUGAUAGUGAGAGGAAGGAUGGUCUUGUGGUUAAAGCACAUGAGAUCCAGUUCUUUUCCCAGCUCUGCCAGUCUCCCUCUAGCUUCAGGCAAGUCACUUUUUGCCUUGAUUUCUCUGAAAAAUUAGGAAUGCUCCCUUACCUCACAAGGGUUGUGUGAGGUUUUAAUUAAUUAGUGUUGUGAAAUCAUGUGAAAGCAUAGGAAUACAAAUAUUGACUCCCUGAAAGAACUAGAAAGGAGCUAAAGGGUGAAACUGACUAGUGGGUUUUCAUUGUCCCUAAUUAAGUAAAAUUAGACUAAAAUUCUAAGUUUUUAAUAUGUAAGGAAUCUGCUUAAUUUUUAACCUGACAGCAUCUCAAUCCUUUUCCAUACAUCUUCAUCAUAGCAAUAAACAUAGUUUUCAUUGAGGUACAUAUCUACAUAAGCACUUCAAACUAAAUUGCUGUCCCCUUCAAAGUAUCAGGUGCAAAAAGGAAAAAGGGAUUCUGGCACUAAACUCUCAGUUGUAGAAAUCCAAUAUAAAAUCCCUAAACAAAAACAAACCAAUUUUAGUCUUCUUUUCACUUUCCUUUCCCUACAACAUAUCUUAAAAUGGUAAUGAAGGAUGUGGAAGGCUGUUUUUUGUAUGUAUAAGUGUUUAAAAGAACACCUGUUAAUUUUAAACUUUAAAUCAAAACUGUAAUUAUCAGAUUUUAUUUUUAUAUAAUUUUAGAGAGGUGAAGUUAGAAGCCCGACAACCUUCUAAAUUGGCUUUAUACAGAUUUUAAUUGAUUUGAUUGUAUCCAAUUUGUUGGGUUUUUAUAUCUGUUAUAUUUCUGUAUAUAAUAAAAUUAUUCAGAACUAAUUUGUAAAUUGAAAUAAAGAUAUUUGCAAGAUA
Mauremys mutica (yellowpond turtle) is the source of this 5105-nucleotide messenger RNA. It is a transcript of the gene PPP1R15B, whose product is annotated as protein phosphatase 1 regulatory subunit 15B. The coding region runs from base 254 to 2050 and encodes 598 amino acids. Gene Ontology annotation, molecular function: protein phosphatase regulator activity. Gene Ontology annotation, biological process: response to endoplasmic reticulum stress. The transcript has 2 exons. NCBI's taxonomy places the organism in Eukaryota, Metazoa, Chordata, Testudines, Geoemydidae. Gene Ontology annotation, cellular component: endoplasmic reticulum; protein phosphatase type 1 complex. The record is from RefSeq and is a predicted model, not a curated record.